AAAAAUUCAUUUCCCUUGGUUGGUUUGGUUGAACAAUUUGAAAAGCCGAUGGUGUGAUUACGGAUUUACGCAUGCAUGCACAUGUCAUGUUAUGACAGAAUGUGAAGAGAAAGGAGGCUAAGCAAAUAUAAAUGGAGUGUUGCACAGUUGAAAUGGAAGUGCAGAAAAAGACGAUACAGAAAUUGAAUGGUUCUUCUGUGAUAAAGUUGGAUCUAGAAUUUAAAGAUUUGACGAUCUUGCAAAUUGAUGUUGAGAAUUCUAGGCUGCUAGAAGAUCUGAGAAUCUCUGGAAAUCUUUUUGAAAGUCUUCCAGAUUUUUUUGAAAAUUUAACCAGAUUAAAAAUUCUGCAUGCAAAUGAAAACAAGCUCGUUAUACUUCCUGAUUCCUUUAAACAUUUAGUGAAUCUGGAGGAUCUUCAACUGAUUGGAAAUCAAUUGGUUGAGCUGAAUCCUUCUAUAUGCUGUUUAGUGUCUUUAAAGAAAAUAGUUGUUGACGAAAACUUAUUAACAUCACUGCCAGCUGAAAUUGGUCAUAUGAAGAAUUUGAGAAUUCUAGAAGCUUGCUACAACAAGAUUCAAAAACUACCGGAUGGACUUUGUGAUCUUGAGAAUUUAACAGUUUUAAACAUUUCAAAUAAUGAAAUCAAAUGCUUGCCAUCAGAGUUUGGCACCUUAGCCAGUCUGAAUUACAUAGACAUUUCAGACAAUAAGAUCAAUAUACUACCUGAUUCGUUUAAGUCUGCACCGAUUCUUGAGAGGUUUUAUGCAAAUUCAAACCAUAUAUGUAUUUUACCAGAAUGGUUUGCAAUGCUUCCAAAGAUAACAAUAUUGUUGAUGCGAGAUAAUUGGUUACAAGGGAAUCCUUUUCCUGACAACUUUGGAGAAGUUAGUGUCUCCCUGCAGCGGUUUGAUUUUGCAGGUAAUUCCAUUACAAAGCUGCCUUCAUCAUUUGGAAGACUUGUCAACCUAGAGUAUGUGCACUUGGGUAGUGUCAUAGGACAGCUGGAACGCCGGGGAUUUCAGAAUGGCAACUGGAUCCCUGAGCUGUCAGAGGGCUUUGGCAAUCUUGUUUCCUUAACAGAACUGCAUCUUGACGAGAACCGGUUGAAUUGUUUACCCGAUGAUUUUGGAAGCCUCUGCAGUUUGGAGGAAGUUGAUCUGUGUCAGAAUAUGAUUCAUGUUUUGCCAAAGAGUUUUAGUAAAUUAAGAAAGUUAAGGAAGUGUUUACUCUCUCAGAAUCAUUUAGAGUAUUUACCAAACGAUUUUGGAGAGCUUCAAGCUCUGAGAGAACUUAGGCUGGAUAAUAAUGAGAUUACAGAACUUCCAGUGUCGUUUGACAAGCUAACCGACCUGAUGUACUUAGACUUGUUCUGCAAUAAACUCACUUCAAUUCCUACUUGUCUGAAAGUGAUGAACAAGCUAAUUGGCCUAGAUAUUGAUGAGAACUGUAUGAAAAUGUCCAUUAAUGAUAUUCCAAAAAUAUUUCGUGGGAAUAAGUAUGCAGAACGUAACCCAGACUUUUCAAACAAUUGGAGAGGAAAGAAACGAGCAGAUCAUUUUGAACCAGUUAUUGAGGAGGUUUCUUUUUCACAUGAUGAAACUAAAGAAGUUGAGGAGGAAGUCCAGGAGGAAGCAGAAUGGAAUACACACGCUCUGGAACAUGCUGUGAGGCAGGGAAUGGCGAUGUGGCGAAAGAGUACACAAUACAGCAAAUAUAGGGAAAAUAGUGAUAGUUACGAAGAAGAGGAUGAAGAUGAAUAUGAUGAAGAAGAAGAAAAAUGUGGUGAUGAUAAUGAAGUUGAAGGGGCUCCAAGUAAUGUAAUAAUUUGUGACAACAAUGCAGAACCAGAAAACUGGGAGGAUGAGUUAGAUACUGGUCCAUAUGAACGCGAGUAUAAUUAUGUGUAUCCUAAUCCGGAACCGAGCCGUUUCUUUUUCAUUCCGGCAGAAGACCACCCCAUGUGCUUGCAACUAGGACGGACUUUGUUCAAUGAUAAUCAACCAGGCCAGUUUGAGGAUGCGGAAUAACCCGAUAUAAUUUUACCUUAAAGAUAUACCAUCUGUGAUGCUGAAGUACUUAAAAUAAAAUUUGUAAUUGUGUAAUAUGUAAAGGUAAAUUUUUAGCUUUCAAUUGAAAAUUAGAAUGAUAUGCUCUAUAUCUUCUUUGCGUAUUAACUGACAGUUCAAAUUUCAUUGCAUUGACCUUUGACUUUAAAUUGGCUGGUUAUCGAUUUAAGGAUGUUUGUAAAUUGUUUUGGUUUGUGUUUCAUUGGAAGUUAUGAUUCUUUUAUUUGAGUUAUUCUGUAUUUUGAUUAGUUUUUGAGGUUUUUCUACAUUUUAUAAUUGAUGGUAUAUAUAUAUUUUUAAAUAAGGGUCUUUAGUCUUUCUACUGGGGAACCUGUUCAGUAGGAAAUCUACUGUUCUUCCACAGGGAUUAGUACAAAAAAUGACAACAAUCACAUUCAAUAAAUUAAUUGUAGGCUUAGGCCUAGGCCGUAUAGAAAAAAGGAGAAAAUUAACUUAAUAGGUAGUUUUCGCUGCACAACGUUAACCUUCACUUAAACGUUAGUACACAACAUGCAACGAGAUAGUUCUUCCCUUUUUUGUAAACAAAUCGAAAUACUCAUGCGCAAACCUGUAACUAAUGUACAUCGAGCACGUAAAAUCCUGAAAUUCACAUACUCCACAACACAAUGAAUAAAUUAUGACGUUAUCCGUUAAGGUUAAAGUCGUGCGGCGAAGACUACCUAACACAUCAACUGUUUUUUCUUUGGCCAAACCCUUGCAUAAUGGGAAAUACAGUUUAUCUUAGUUUUUAAUUAAAAUAUCUAUUUGAGAUAUUUUAGUAUCUAAAUAUAUUUUAAACUACGAUAUUCAUUUACGUUUCAGUUCAGCUUGCCUUACAUAAUUACAUAAUUGAUAUGUGAAUAUCUCAUGCAGAUGUAAAACUAAUAUGUAGAUAUUACUUGCAGAUAUGACUUAGACAUAUUUAUUACCCCAAUGAUAUAGCCUAUUUUCUAGUAGUUUUGUCAUCGGUGGCUAUUUUCCUACACUCUACUUAGAAAUAGGAUGUAAAGUAGAUUUAUUCAGGGUUUGAAUUAACAGCUUGUAGCUGUGUUAAAAGCAAUGUUGUAAUUCAGUAUAUUUUUAAUGUUUGAACUCUCCACUGCCGCAGCAAACCUUAUUUUUAUAUACAGUGAUUUUGUAUGAAUUUUGAAUAUUUUAUAUAGUCUUAAAGAAGUGAUAUUUAUUUUAUAAUCAGAAAAACUGGGGAAGACAUCUUAACUACUAAUUUCUGUAUAUGUCAUGACACAAACUUUUUAUACCUCGUUCGAUCAAUCAAUCAAAUACCAAGUUAUAUAAUGUAAUGUAGUUGAAUUUAUAUAGCACUUUAUACGGAAGUCACAAAAGCACUUUAGGUGUGGACCAGCUCGUACAAUAACUUGCUACUCCCCUCACGGUAUCUUUGUGUCUGAGCUCCCCGGUAAACCUGUACCAGCUAUCUCUGUCCACAGCAGGGGCUGCAUGGACCAGUACACCAGGGUAACUCCCUACUUUUCUUGAAAGAUGUACUGGGUUGUUUUGAGUGCAUAUGAGCCAAAUUGUGUACACUGAGCCUCAAAUAUAAGUUUUUUAUUUUGCCAGCAAGUGAACUAACAGACUAAAAAUUAAAUUUCUUAUCAUUCAAAUUGGAAUCAUCUGUGAGAGGCAGGUUUGCAAAACGAGGUAUAAAAAUAGUCUUGACUUUUGUUGCAGUCAAAUUCAUAUUGCUUAAAUCAUUGAACUGAGUUAAUGAGAGGGGAAUUAAAAAAAAAAACUGAAAAUGUUUUUAAAGAUAAUUAGAACUUCAAAUACCAACUGAUGAAUAUAGGUAAAUUUUUACUAGUUUUCAGAGAAAAACACACCUGUAAGUCACACAACAUUAUCACCAGCAGAAGUAAUACUGCAAUUCCUAAUAAACAUUCCAUUAAUAAUGUAAUAUGAUUUGUAUUUCUAAAUAUUAUUUGAUUUCUUUGAUGAAUGAAAUAAAUAAAAUAUAUUUGUGGAGAUUCAUUGGUUA
Anneissia japonica is the source of this 4059-nucleotide messenger RNA. RefSeq names its product leucine-rich repeat protein soc-2 homolog. The coding region runs from base 132 to 2027 and encodes 631 amino acids. NCBI's taxonomy places the organism in Eukaryota, Metazoa, Echinodermata, Crinoidea, Comatulida, Comatulidae. The record is from RefSeq and is a predicted model, not a curated record. Gene Ontology annotation, molecular function: protein binding. The transcript is spliced from 7 exons.